This is a messenger RNA of Canis lupus familiaris (dog), 4565 nucleotides long. RefSeq names its product vav guanine nucleotide exchange factor 3 (gene VAV3). NCBI's taxonomy places the organism in Eukaryota, Metazoa, Chordata, Mammalia, Carnivora, Canidae. The record is from RefSeq and is a predicted model, not a curated record. The transcript has 27 exons. The coding region runs from base 55 to 2598 and encodes 847 amino acids. Gene Ontology annotation, biological process: intracellular signal transduction; cell migration; regulation of GTPase activity. Gene Ontology annotation, cellular component: cytoplasm; plasma membrane. Gene Ontology annotation, molecular function: guanyl-nucleotide exchange factor activity; protein binding.
CGGCCGCAGCGUCGCCGCCUGCCCCGGCCGGGCCGCGUCCCGGAGCCGUCGGGCAUGGAGCCGUGGAAGCAGUGCGCGCAGUGGCUCAUCCACUGCAAGGUGCUGCCCGCCAACCACCGCGUGACCUGGGACUCGGCGCAGGUGUUCGACCUGGCGCAGACCCUCCGCGACGGGGUCCUGCUGUGCCAGCUCCUCAACAACCUGCGGGCGCACGCCAUCAACCUGAAGGAGAUCAACCUGAGGCCGCAGAUGUCCCAGUUUCUCUGUUUGAAGAACAUAAGGACAUUCCUUACAGCCUGUUGCGAGACCUUUGGAAUGAGAAAGAGCGAACUCUUCGAAGCAUUUGACCUAUUUGAUGUUCGUGACUUUGGAAAGGUUAUAGAAACCCUGUCACGACUUUCUCGCACACCGAUAGCGUUGGCCACAGGAAUCAGGCCCUUCCCCACAGAAGAGAGCGUUAGUGAUGAAGACAUCUACAAAGGCCUUCCUGAUUUAAUAGAUGAAACGCACGUGGAUGAUGAAGAAGGUCUCUACGACUGUGUUUAUGGGGAGGACGAAGGUGGAGAAGUCUACGAGGACUUGAUGAAAGCAGAGGAAGCACAUCAACCUAAAUGUCCAGAAAAUGACAUACGAAGUUGCUGCCUAGCAGAAAUUAAGCAGACAGAAGAAAAAUACACAGAAACAUUGGAGUCAAUAGAAAAAUAUUUCAUGGCACCACUGAAAAGAUUUCUGACAGCAGCAGAAUUUGAUUCCGUAUUCAUCAACAUUCCUGAACUUGUAAAAGUUCAUCGGAACCUAAUGCAAGAAAUUCAUGAUUCCAUUGUAAAUAAAAACGACCAGAACUUGUAUCAAGUUUUCAUUAACUACAAGGAAAGGUUGGUUAUUUAUGGACAGUACUGCAGUGGAGUGGAGUCGGCCAUAUCUAGUUUAGAUAACAUUUCUAAGACAAAAGAAGAUGUAAAACUGAAAUUAGAGGAAUGUUCCAAAAGAGCAAAUAAUGGAAAAUUCACUCUUCGAGAUUUGCUUGUGGUUCCUAUGCAGCGUGUUUUAAAGUAUCACCUUCUCCUCCAGGAAUUGGUCAAACAUACUACUGAUCCUAUGGAGAAGGCAAAUCUGAAACUGGCUCUUGAUGCAAUGAAGGACUUGGCACAAUAUGUGAAUGAAGUGAAAAGAGAUAAUGAGACUCUUCGUGAAAUUAAACAGUUUCAGCUAUCUAUAGAAAAUCUGAACCAACCAGUUUUGCUUUUUGGACGACCUCAGGGAGAUGGUGAAAUUCGAAUAACUACUCUAGACAAGCAUACGAAGCAGGAAAGGCAUAUCUUCUUAUUUGAUUUGGCAGUGAUUGUAUGUAAAAGAAAAGGCGAUAACUAUGAAAUGAAGGAAAUAAUAGAUCUUCAGCAGUAUAAAAUAGCCAACAAUCCUACGACCGAUAAAGAAAAUAAAAAGUGGUCUUACGGCUUCUACCUCAUCCACACCCAAGGACAGAAUGGGUUGGAAUUUUAUUGCAAAACAAAAGACUUAAAGAAAAAAUGGCUGGAACAGUUUGAAAUGGCUUUAUCAAACAUAAGGCCAGACUAUGCAGACUCCAAUUUCCAUGAGUUCAAGAUGCACACCUUCAAUCGGGUUACAUCCUGCAAAGUCUGCCAGAUGCUCUUGAGAGGAACAUUUUAUCAAGGCUAUUUAUGUUUUAAGUGUGGCGCGAGAGCACACAAAGAAUGUUUGGGAAGAGUAGACAAUUGUGGCAGAGUUAAUUCUGCUGAACAAGGGACGCUCAAACCACCGGAGAAACGGACCAAUGGACUCCGAAGAAACCCCAGACAGGUGGAUCCAGGUUUACCAAAGAUGCAGGUCAUUAAGAACUAUACAGGAGCACCGCCCCCAGGUCUUCACGAAGGACCCGCAUUACAUAUCCAGGCAGGGGAUACAGUUGAACUUCUGAGAGGAGAUGCACACAGUCUGUUUUGGCAGGGUAGAAAUUUAGCAUCUGGAGAGGUUGGAUUUUUUCCAAGUGAUGCUGUCAAACCUUGCCCAUGUGUGCCCAAGCCAGUAGAUUAUUCUUGCCAACCCUGGUAUGCUGGAGCAAUGGAAAGAUUGCAGGCAGAGACUGAACUUAUUAAUAGGGUAAAUAGUACUUACCUUGUGAGGCACAGGACCAAAGAGUCAGGAGAAUAUGCAAUUAGCAUUAAGUACAAUAAUGAAGCAAAGCACAUCAAGAUUUUAACAAGAGAUGGCUUUUUUCACAUUGCAGAAAAUAGAAAAUUUAAAAGUUUAAUGGAACUUGUGGAGUACUACAAGCAUCAUUCUCUGAAAGAAGGUUUCAGAACCUUGGAUACGACCCUACAGUUUCCGUACAAGGAGCCCGAACAUUCAGCUGGGCAGAGGGGUAAUAGAGCAGGCAACAGCUUGCUAAGUCCGAAAGUGCUGGGCAUCGCCAUCGCUCGGUAUGACUUCUGUGCCAGAGACAUGCGAGAAUUGUCCUUGCUCAAGGGAGACGUGGUGAAGAUUUACACGAAGAUGAGUGCGAACGGCUGGUGGAGGGGAGAGGUCAAUGGCAGGGUGGGCUGGUUUCCGUCCACGUAUGUGGAGGAGGACGAGUGACCGGCGCCCCAACCCUCGAGGCACCUGCGCCCCCCGGCCUCGGUGGGUGUCUGUAGGCUCGUGGGCAGCGGGCGGCUUGCCUGCAGGUGGCCCGGCGCCCCGAAAGCGCCUCGACCUGACAGUCCUGCCAAUGCUGCGCGAGGCCGCACCCUGUGGAGCCUGCCUUGCUAAAUGCUGAACCCGGAUUUCCUUUCUUCUCACGUGCCAUUUGCCAGAAUGUUCGAUGGUACAAAGAAGCAGAAAUUUAAUUUUGCUCUUCCCAGCAUGAGGAAAAAUUUGAGUUUGGCCAUGUGGGCGGCUUCCGGGAAGGGUCCAGCACUGCUUGUCCUCAGUGGCCUCACAGGGUGACUCACUGGCUGGCAGACGCGCCUGCCCGUAGAUGCUACUCACAAUAAACUAGAAGAGACAAAUGCUCAGGUUUGCUUCAUUAGGGAUCUAUCCCAGAGGGGUUUUAAUUAUUCAUUUGAUGUUCUGAUUAUAUUUGCAGACUUCUUUAUAAAAAAAAAAAAGUACAUAAAAGCGAGUGUCUUCAUAUUAAAUUUUCACAGCCUUCCUGAUUUCGUAGAGGCCUUGUGGACAUGUGUACUUCGUGAAGGAAUCUGCGCUGGGUGUGUCCUGGGUCGUUCAGGGAACCUGGGUACCUGACAUUUUCACAGAAGCAGAUCAAGGGCUACGAUGGAUAGUCAUCUUCUAGAAGCGACAUCUCUAAACAUAGAGGCCUUCCCGCCCCCACCCCCAAAAAGCCCUGCUACAUAUUUGCCGAAUCUCACAUUUUCCUGGACUAUUUACAGUAGCACAGAUAACUCGGCUGAGGAUCUUGUAAAGGAAGCACGGCUGGGUCCUUUAUGCAUUUCUGGGACAGGAGGCCAUCUGUAGGCGCUUUUGGGGUGCUUGCUAACUGGUAGGAAGAUAGGUGUGGGGUGCAUUUAUUUGACCAAGCUUUCACUUCUCAUAUGAGAAGUUUUUUAAGUAUGUUUUUCCUGGGAUAUAUACAGAGUCCUCAGUCAAGACAGUCAAGUUAAGACACUAACUUGGCCCUUUCCUGAUGAAAUAUUUUCUCCAGAGCAGAAGUCUUGUUCUGACACGAUUCAGAGAGUGUUUCAUGUUUGAAGAUGACAAAACAAAAACAUUAGGAGCAUUAACUUAAUAGAGCCAAACUAGGAACAUUCGAUUCUGAAAUUUGAGAUCAUCUCUGAAGUGAGGCGGUGUGCCUGCCGUCUCCCCAACCCACUGUCAGGCCACAGUUGGAUGGUCAGUAGACACCUGCCUCUCCGGGGACCCUCGUGAGCUAGGACUUCUCAAAAGAUAGAUUCAGGACCUUUACCUCAGAAUUAUGUAAACUGUGAUUGUGUUUUAGAAAAAUUAUUGUUUGCUAAAACCAGUUAAGUUUUUGUAUAUGUGUAAAUGAUCACAAAAAUGAAUUUUAUAAAAUGUUCUGUACAGUGAAGUUGUACCCUCGAGGUGUACUCUUGGAGUGGAUUCUUUCCUAUGAAGUCUUAUCUGCAGUUCUGUGUCUCGGGAAUGUUGUGUCUGUUACCGCCAGCCAAGUGUCGUUACGGAGAAAGUCGCGUCCCACAAAUCGGAACACUCCUGUGUACAAUACUGUAGCUUGUAUUGUUUCUUUUAUUGUUAUUUUAGCCAAUAGAGCCCCUCCCUUACAAAUGGUGUUUGGUCUUCUUGUUGCAUUUCAUGGACCUGGGGAUUCCCUAGCAGAGGACAUUAGAGCCCCUUUUCAUGACCUUACCGAUUACAUCUUUGUCUAUGUUUAAUACUUUGUAUUGGAAAUUUUAAAUGCGGAUUUGUGUAGAUUUCUAAUACCAAAGACAGAAGUAAAUGUUUUUUUCCAUAUGCUUUGUCUUGCCUGUAUGCAGCCGUUGUGUAAUACGGUGAUUUAGAGUGUAUUUCACUUUGUAAUAUUUUGUAAAUAUGUCAAUACAAUAAAAUAGUUACUACUUGCAUUAAAUUGA